This is a messenger RNA of Cyphomyrmex costatus, 1519 nucleotides long. RefSeq names its product protein nepro homolog. The record is from RefSeq and is a predicted model, not a curated record. The transcript is spliced from 8 exons. Gene Ontology annotation, biological process: positive regulation of Notch signaling pathway. Bases 303 to 1343 code for a protein of 346 amino acids. Lineage: Eukaryota; Metazoa; Arthropoda; Insecta; Hymenoptera; Formicidae. Gene Ontology annotation, cellular component: nucleus.
UCUAGGCCUAGGCAAUGCUAUAACAAUUGCUGAUUAGUUCCGCCGUUAACAUCAUACUUACAUACAUCUUGUGUGAAUAAACUAGUGUGUGAACAUAUAAUAGAAUCGAAUAGGAAUACAACAAGCAUCAUCAUACGAUAAAACAUUGUUUUAGCUAUAUAACAAAAAAAAAAAACAAACUCUCCUAUUGUGUGGAAACUUGGUUUAUGAGAAUCAAAAGUCGGAAGUAGGAAACUAAUUAAUCACAUCUAUGCUCCUAUUGUAAACCAACCCUUUUCACACUUUCAUAACGUCUGGUGAAAAUGAUGUCACUUUGGAAUCAGGCUAUUUUGGAGCGACCGCCGUAUACAACAUGGCAAAUUAAACCACUAGAUGCUAAAAAGACUGGUGUUGAUGUAUCUCGAUUUGAAAAGACAUUGAAUGCAGUGAUCUAUGAUUUGGAAUCAAUGGAUGACUUACAUAGAAAUGUUGCAGUCCUAAGCCGCUUGAUUUAUCGAAUGAAGAACAAAUUUCGAAACGAUAAAGGCUUCAUGUCCAUGGCCAAAUUGGGUAAAGCGUUGAACAACUGUUACAGAAUGUGUCUGAAGAAUGAUUAUGUGACUUUGAAAUCUCUUACUCAAUUGAAAGACCAAAUAUACAGUUUACCUAGUAGACAAAAUUUGGAGUAUGUACUUGUGAGAACGCAAGGCUUUGGGAAGCUCAUGACCAGGAUAGAAGUUAUGUCAAGGAUUGCCUCGCAUCACUUUAUAGCUAGGCUGAGGUUGGGUCAUGCAUGGAGUGUUGCUUUAGUAGCAUUAGCCACUGUAUGCAGAAUUUGGUUCCAUGCAAGAGAUAUAAUUUCGAAAUGUUGCUUCUGGUACCAUGAGCUGUAUCAAUGUGCAUCACAGUUUCAAUAUGUGGGUGCAAGAUCCUGGCUUCCAAAUGAUCAAAGCUUACCAUAUGACUUAAAAUCGUGGCUAUGUAUGGACUGGGAAGACAGGGAUUUGUUCCACAAUUCAUCUACUGGGCAACAAUUAAUUGAAAAAAUCAUUUCCAAAGAAUAUAAUAACUUAGUACCGGAUGAAGAGAUUGAUGACUCAGAGACAAAUGAUUCAAGAUUAAUACAAAAUACCAAGGUUACUUUGAACAAUAACAUGAAAAAUAAUUCUUUAUCAAAUAAUGACGCGGACGAUAUUGGAGAAAUAGUGAAUCGACAGACUUUUGCGAAUAGUAGCAGCAGCAAUCUUCCACCAAAUGAUGGACUCACAGCAAUAAAACGUAAUCGCGGCAUGGAUGCUCAUCAAGGAAAGUGCUUUAAAAAAUCAAGAAAUCAAAGAAAACAGAAACAAUGUUAUAGAAAAUGAUAUUAAAAAAAAAAUUGUAUCUUUUGUACACUGGAGUCAACUUGGCAACAAUAAAAUUUGUGCAAGUUGUCCUGUAUGGAAAGUUUUAAUUUCCAAUUAUCUGGAGCUCGUUGUCUCUAUGGAUUUUCUUCAUCCCAUCAGAAGUGUAUAGAAGUCAAGAUAAAGCCUUACUUUGA